Molecule: messenger RNA, 3249 nt
Organism: Oncorhynchus masou masou (cherry salmon)
Lineage: Eukaryota; Metazoa; Chordata; Actinopteri; Salmoniformes; Salmonidae
Gene: tcf7
Product: transcription factor 7
Exons: 12
Coding region: 242-1657 (471 amino acids)
Biological process (GO): canonical Wnt signaling pathway; regulation of transcription by RNA polymerase II
Cellular component (GO): chromatin; beta-catenin-TCF complex
Molecular function (GO): DNA-binding transcription factor activity, RNA polymerase II-specific; RNA polymerase II cis-regulatory region sequence-specific DNA binding
Source: RefSeq, a predicted model, not a curated record
UUGAUGUUGGGAGUCCUCGCCUUGUCUUGAGCUCAAAUGCACUAUUUGUUGCUGCCUGGCUGCAUUACAUUCAACGUGCAGGGCCGCUCCACAGCAGAGCAACUUUUGUUGAGUUUUAUACUUUGGCCGUAUCUGAGUGCAACAAACUUGGGAGGUUUAGGUUAAUAGAAAGUUUCGGGUUUUUUGUAAGGAGCGCACCGCUGAUUAGGCUAGGACAAUAUUUUGUUAUUUUCAAAGCAACAUGCCUCAGCUCAGCAGCGGCGGAGGAGAUGAUCUCGGAGCGAACGAUGAAAUGAUAUCCUUUAAGGAUGAAGGCGAUCAAGAUGAGAAAAUUCAAGAAAACGCUUUCACAGAAAGGGACUUAGCUGACCUCAAGUCGUCUCUGGUGAAUGAAUCCGAGACGAAUCAAAGUCCGAACGCAGCGGCGGUCAGACGGGGACAGCAAAACGAACACAGAGGUUAUCAAGAGAAACACCGGGAGCAUCUAGACGGCGUUUCCAAACAUCAAGAUGGAGGGAUGUAUAAAACAGCGUAUCCGGGGUACCCGUUUCUCAUGCUGCCUGACCCAUACAUCCCCAACGGAUCAAUGUCCCCAUCUUCCAACAAAGUUUCGGUGGUCCAGCAGUCUCACGGGAUGCACCCCCUGACGUCCCUGUUGCCGUACAGCAAUGACCACUUCAACCCCAGCCCCCCUCACCUGCCCACAGACAUGAGCCAGAAAGGCGUUCACAGGCCCCAGUCCCAGGACAUCUCAGGCUUCUACUCCCUACCUCAGGGCGGUGUGGGACAGAUGCCCCCCUCCAUGGGCUGGCAAAGUCAGCCUGUCUAUCCCCUGUCCUCAUGUGGAUUCAGACAGCACUACUCCUCCAGUCUCCCCAACAGCUCUUCCUACCCCAGGUUCUCUCACUCUCUGAUGCUAGGGCCAGGCAUGCACUCAACAGGGAUCCCCCAUCCAGCCAUCGUGCCACCUUCAGGCAAACAGGACCAUCAUGACCAUUACGACAGGAACGUGUACGCUAAGCCACACCAGGAGCCCAAGCGGGAGAAGGAGCCUAAGAAGCCAGUGAUCAAGAAGCCUCUGAAUGCUUUCAUGCUGUACAUGAAGGAGAUGAGGGCCAAGGUGAUCGCUGAGUGCACGCUGAAGGAGAGCGCUGCUAUCAACCAGAUACUUGGCAGAAGGUGGCACGCUCUGACCCGGGAGGAACAGGCUAAAUACUAUGAGCUGGCCAGGAAGGAGCGGCAGCUACACAUGCAGCUCUACCCCAGCUGGUCCGCCAGAGACAACUACGGCAAGAAGAAGAGAAGAAAAAGAGAGAAGCAGCAGGACUCUACCACAGACCCUGGCUCUCCUAAGAAAUGCAGAGCUCGCUUCGGCCUCAACCAACAAACGGACUGGUGUGGUCCCUGCAGGAGGAAAAAGAAGUGCAUUCGAUACCUUCAAGGAGGAUGGUGCGCCAGCCCCACUUCUUCCGAUGGAAGCGCUAUAGACUCGCCCCCCUCUCCCGUCGACGGCGUCCCCCUCAGCACCCCUCCCUGCCCAGCUCGCCCUCGCCUGCUUCCCCCUCACACAUCCCUCUGCACCCCCAGCCCAGCAAACAACACACACCCCAUAUCCUCUCCAAACCCAAGACCACAGAACUCUCUCUCAAAGCUUUAAUAGAAUCAUCCCAACAGCACGACAAUCUCAAUCAUCAUCAUCAUGACUGUACCCUGCCCAAGUCUCACUAGCCAGCCUCACCUGUCCUGUCCCCUCACACUUCCUCGCACCAUCCCAACACCCCGCCAGAUAGACAGACAAAGCCCAACGUCAACCGGAAUAAACAAGGAGUGGGGAGCAAAACGCUGGAGAAAAGACCUUCACCACAAACAUCCAAAAACAAUGACAGAGCUCGUUGUGUCUGGGAGAGGAUGCCAUUCACAUCAAUAUGACUAACUGACUUCUGACUGAUUUACUCAGUGCUCAUGUCAUUUUAAUAUUGCCGGGAUGAUAACUGCUUCUCUUCCUCACUGCCUAAAAUCGAAUUGAUUCCAUUUCCAAAGAUUUUUACAGAGGAGUAUGGUACUCCUCCUUUUCAUAAGACUUUCACACGUGUCAAAGGAACCUUUUCCAGAAUAGAUAGUAUUUAUAUUGAUUAAUGAUGUCGUAUAAGGUUGAAGCUUCAAGGUAGUGACAGUGUUUUUCACUGUGUCGACAUGUUCGUCUCCCCUCGGAGAGACUCAUCUCUAUGUUAUGUUCAUUUGUUUUAGGCACUUCCUGCUUGUCAGUCAAAUUCUUGCUCGAUACAUUAUUUUGAUGUAGUUCCCCUCACAGAGAAUUAAAACAUCAUUGGUGUUUGUUCAUAAGAAUGCAGUUUGGGAGAUUAAUUUGUUUCCUGGUGUCAAAAAGCCUCCAUUAUAUAAAAAAAAAUGAAAUUCGGCAGUCCUAAACUGCCUCUGUCUGACUGAACAUUCUAUAAUCCGGGGUUUCUAAAACUAUGGGUCAGGACCCAAAGUGAGACUCUGGGAUGUUAGAGGUGGGUCGCAAUUUAUGAGAAUACAUCUACAUUCAUACACUAUUUCUUAAUUUGGCUCAAUGGAGGACGAUUUGAGUCUCAAGAGGACUGUUAAUUUCUCAUUUGGGUCUCGAGCUGAAAAAGAUUAAAGAACCCUGCUGUAAACUAAAGAGCAAAUGAGUACUAUAUUUCAUUGUGUUGUAAAGCUGUUGAAUUCGCUACAUAAGAUGUUUGGUUAUGUAAAAGAAUGAACUUUUUUUUCUCCCAAAGUUGUUUCUUCAGUCUCUAAUUUCAGUUUUCCACUAAAAGCAAUAUUUAAUUUAUUUUACACCCGUCUUCUCAAGAGAAAAACACAUUUUGUGCAGAAGUUUUGCAUUAGCUUUUCCUUUCAUUGAAGUUAUCAGAGCUGUGUCAAUCCUUUUCAGUGUGUUCAUGUUCCACCUAAGUGUACCAAAAAUAUAUGUGAAAAACAAUGGCUUUAAUUUACUGCUUGCAAGUGUCAAACCCUGCUUACUUUGGAGAUACUGUAGGCGGUGUACAGCAAGGCUUUUCUGUUUGUUCAAUCAAUGUCUAGUCCAUCAGAGGGUGCUCUAAUAACACACAUCUUAGAUUUGGGGACUGCUCGUAUCAAAACGACCACACAUAAAAAAGGUGUACUGAUGUCUGUCUUUUCAAAAAAAAUAUGUUACACAUUGAAAGACUUCUGCCUUUGAUGUGCUCAUUUUUGUUCGAUGUAUUAAAGUAUUUUGAAAUUCUG